This is a messenger RNA of Chenopodium quinoa (quinoa), 1908 nucleotides long. RefSeq lists its product as uncharacterized. The transcript is spliced from 2 exons. NCBI's taxonomy places the organism in Eukaryota, Viridiplantae, Streptophyta, Magnoliopsida, Caryophyllales, Amaranthaceae. The record is from RefSeq and is a predicted model, not a curated record. Bases 1 to 1908 code for a protein of 635 amino acids.
AUGGACGGGGUGGAUAGUGUGGCUAGCAUGGCUAGACCGGGUCGUGAAAUUAGGAUAACUCGUAAUGGUAUUCCUCCAAACUUGCUCCUCGUAGCUAGAGAAAAGGAAGAUGUCAAUGCUUUAAAUAAUUUUCCUGGUCAAUCUCAGAGGAAAUAUGACCCUUUCUCUAAUACUUAUAAUGAAGGUUGGCUUGAUCAUCCUAACCUUAGGUAUGGACCUAGACCAUCAUUUUCUCAAUCUAAUCAAACUAGGCUAUUUGUUCAACAUAAUUCACAACAACAAUCUGGUUCAUCAUUAGAAGACUUAGUGAAACAAUUGACUACCCAAAUUGGACAAGUUCAUAGUCAAGGUGUCCAAUAUCAGAAGAAAACUGACACUUACCUACAUCACAUAGACAAUCAAAUAGGUCAAAUUAGCACUUCUCUUAGUAAUUUGGAAUCUCAACUUUCAAAUAGGCUCCCUUUUCAAACACUUGCCAAUCCAAAUGAACAUGCUAAAGCUAUAACACUUAGGAGCAGUAAGGAGUUAAAGGUACCUAAAAUAAAGAAUAGAGAAAUAGAGAAAAAGGUAGAAGUCAGACCUAAGGAUGUAUUUUGUGAAAGUAAGGAAAAACAUGAUAAAGAGAGUGAGAAAGAACCUAUAGGGAAGGGUAAUUCUGAUGUGAAAUUUGAUGUACCCCCUUUCCCCUCUCGAUUUGCUAAAGUUAAGAAAGAAGCCCUUGACAAUGAAAUACUUGAAACAUUUAGAAAGGUUGAAGUAAAUAUCCCUCUUCUUGAUGCUAUUAAACAUAUACCUAGGUAUGCUAAGUUUUUAAAAGAGCUAUGUACUAACAAAAGGAACUUCAAGCCUUGUGAAAAGGUAAGAAUGGGUGAGAACAUAUAUGCUGUGAUUCAAAAGAAACUUCCCUCAAAAUGCAAAGACCCUGGCAUGUUUUCUAUCCCAUGUAAAAUUGGUAACUCGAAAUUUGAAAGAUGCAUGUUAGACUUAGGUGCCUCAAUUAAUGUCAUGCCUCAAUCUGUUUAUGAUACUUUGAAUAUGGGUCCUUUGUCUAAAACUAAUGUUAUUAUCCAAUUAGCUGAUAGAUCUAAUGCAUUUCCUAUGGGAGUUUUGGAAGAUGUACUUGUUCAAGUGAAUGAACAAGUUUUUCCUGCUGAUUUUUAUGUGCUUGAUAUGGGUGAUAGAUCUGAUAGUGUUCCUUUAUUGUUGGGUCGACCUUUUCUAAAGACUUCCAAAACUAAAAUUGAUGUUCAUGAAGGUAAUUUGACAAUGGAAAUUGAUGGCGAAAUGAUUAAAUUCAACAUAUUUGAUGCUAUGAAAUACCCUAAUGAUAUCAGUAAUGUUAAAUCUAUAGAUUCAUAUGAUGCAUGUGAUUGGAUGGCUCAGGAUGUUUUUGAUGAAUGGUGUGAAAAUUUAUUUGAAAAUGGUGUGUUUGGUGAUUUUAAGAAAACGAAAAUGGUUGAUUCUUUUGUAGUUUCGUCUAAUGUGAUUGAAACUGAUGCUUCUGAUGGAUGCAAAAAGUCUUUACCUUCUGUUGUGCCUAAAUUGAUUCCUUCUAUUGCUAAGCCACCAGAAUUAGAAUUGAAACCCCUUCCCUCUAAUUUGAAGUAUGCUUAUUUGGGUGAUAAUGAGACUCUACCUGUGAUUAUUUCAAGUUCUUUAAAUGAAUCUCAAGAGACCAGGUUAUUGAAUUUGCUUAAAAAUCACAAGGAAGUCUUAGGAUGGACUUUAGCCGACAUAAAAGGCAUUAGUCCCGCCAUGUGCAUGCAUAAAAUUUUUCUUGAAAAAGAUGCUAAACCAACUAGAGAGGCUCAACGUAGAUUAAAUCCUUCAAUGAUGGAAGUAGUUAAUAAGGAAAUUCUAAAAUGGUUAGAUGCAGGAGUGAUAUAUCCUAUUUCCGAUUCUCAAUAG